GAAGAGAGAGAGAGAGAGAGAGAGAGAGAGAACGGCCACUGGACUCCAUUAACACAAAACCCUUCAGGAGCUCCGCCGCUGGACUUUGGCGAUUUUUCCCCUUUUUUUUCGGGACCCUUCCUCAUGAUAGGAUUAAAUACGCGGUCGAAGGAAAGAAAACGCGUAGCCUGUUGAAGUUCUGGGAACUGAAGUGGUGUUUUGCGGAUUUGUUUCGGCGGAUUUGUGAAGGAUGGCGUUGGACGGUAUACGGAUGCCAGAUGGCUGCUACGCAGACGGGACCUGGGAGCUGAAGAUGCAUGUCACUGACCUCAACAGGGAUGUGUCUCUCAGAGUCACCGGGGAAAUCCACAUCGGCGGUGUGAUGCUCAAACUGGUGGAGAAACUCGAUGUGAAGAAGGACUGGUCAGAUCACGCACUGUGGUGGGAGAAGAAGAAGACCUGGCUGCUAAAGACGCACUGGACGCUUGAUAAAUACGGCAUUCAGGCUGACGCCAGGCUGCUCUUCACGCCGCAGCACAAGCUGUUGCGCCUGCAGCUGCCCAACAUGAAGCACAUGAGGGUGAAGGUCAACUUCUCUGACCGCGUCUUCAAGGCCGUGUCUGACAUCUGCAAAACCUUCAACAUCCGGCAUCCUGAGGAGCUCUCCUUACUGCGCAAGCCCCGCGACCCCAAGAAGAAGAAGAAAAAGCUGGAGGAGGCAGAGGAGGAGGCGUUGGAGCUGGAAGGACCACUGCUCACUCCUGGAUCAGCCUCUGAGAUACUAUACAUUGGACCGGUAAAAGGAAGCAUCUAUUCUAGUCCUGGACUUUACAGCAAGACCAUGACUCCUACCUAUGACUCUCGGGACGGCAGCCCUCUGUCCCCCACCACAGCGUGGUUUGGAGACAGUCCGCUGUCAGAAGGCAAUCCCAGCAUCCUCGCUGUCAGCCAGCCCAUCACCUCACCCGACAUUGUGGUCAAGAUGUACAAACCACAGUCCCUCCUGGACAAGGCCAAGAUCAACCAGGGGUGGCUGGACUCCUCCAGAUCACUGAUGGAGCAGGAUGUGAAGGAGAACGAGGUUCUUCUGCUCCGGUUCAAGUACCACAGCUUCUUUGACCUCAACCCAAAGUAUGAUGCCAUCAGGGUGAACCAGCUGUAUGAGCAGGCCAAGUGGGCCAUCCUGCUGGAGGAGAUCGAAUGCACCGAGGAGGAGAUGAUGAUGUUCGCCGCCCUGCAGUACCACAUCAACAAGCUGUCCAUCAUGUCUUCAGACAAUCACAUGAACAACAGUGAGAAGGAGAUCGAUGAGGUUGAUGCGGCUCUGUCAGAUCUGGAGAUAACUCUAGAGGGAGGAAAGACGUCCAACACGCUGGGUGACAUCACAUCCAUUCCUGAACUGGCCGACUAUGUGAAAGUCUUCAAACCAAAGAAACUCACUCUAAAAGGAUACAAGCAAUACUGGUGCACGUUCAAGGACAUCACAAUCUCCUGCUACAAGAGCCGCGAGGAGGCCCACGGCACGCCAGCACACCAGAUGAACCUGAGAGGCUGUGAAGUCACACCAGAUGUGAACAUUUCCGGUCAGAAAUUCAACAUCAAGUUGCUAAUUCCUGUAGCAGAUGGUAUGAAUGAGAUCUGGCUGCGGUGUGAUGCUGAGAAGCAGUAUGCUCAGUGGAUGGCGGCUUGCCGUUUGGCCUCCAAAGGGAAGACGAUGGCAGAUAGUUCCUACAACUUGGAGGUCCAGAACAUUCUGUCCUUCCUGAAGAUGCAGCACAUGAAUCCUGAUCCUCAGAUCAUAGAGCCCAUCACCACCGACAUCAACCCUGAGUGUCUGGUGUCUCCACGAUACCUGAAGAAAUACAAGAACAAGCAGCCAGGCUUUGUCAGGGACUUGAUUUCCACCCGUAUUCUGGAAGCCCAUCAGAAUGUGGCGCAGAUGAGCCUCAUCGAGGCCAAGAUGCGCUUCAUACAGGCCUGGCAGUCCUUGCCAGAGUUUGGAAUCACCCAUUUUCUGGCCAAGUUCCAGGGUGGCAAGAAAGAUGAGCUGAUUGGCAUCACCUACAACAGACUGAUCCGUAUGGACGCCAGCACAGGAGACGCCAUCAAGACCUGGCGCUUCAGCAACAUGAAGCAGUGGAACGUCAACUGGGAGAUUAAGAUGGUGACGGUGGAGUUUGCGGACGAGCCCAGUCUGGCGUUCAUCUGUGCCGAGGUGGACUGCAAAGUGGUGCACGAGUUCAUCGGCGGCUACAUCUUCCUGUCCACGCGUGCCAAGGACCAGAACGAGUCUCUAGAUGAGGAGAUGUUCUACAAGCUGACCAGCGGCUGGAUCUGAGCGCCGCAACACUCUCUCUCAUACUUUCACACUUCUUCUUCUUCUUCUUCUUUAUCUCUUUUUAACCACUCCAUCAUGGCCGCAUCGUAAUUGUUUAAAAACUGAUUUUUAAAAUUCUGUUUAUGCGCAUGAGCGCGUUCAUAACACUAGCAGACAUGAAGCUCUGUUUCAGUGGAGCCGUUUACUGCUUCCCUCCAGAAGUGAUUUGUUUGAGAUGAAGCAAUAGUAGCUGACCGUUACACAUUACCUAUAUCUAUGACCCUCAGUAGAAAUACGCCAGCUUUGCGCACAGCAGAAAUGCCGGUUAUUUAUUUGUCACUAAUUUACGUCGCAUCUCUCUGGGUAGCUGUUGAAUAUGCGGUGCUCCUUUGUGCCUAUUAAUCUGUAAUGAUAACAGUCACUUUAAUGUGACGUCAGAGAGACACUAGAGAAGGAAAUGUUACACUAGCUUUAACGUUGCUGCUUCUGAACGCUAUCGACUGAUGAGUAAAGACGCUACGCUUCAGGUCGGCAGUCUUUGGUCAAAAACCCAAUCAGUUUGGUCCUUUCUAAGCACUUCGAAGAUAAGCUGUCAUUUGAAGGUUCGUGUGUGAUCAACACUACAUAACAUGUAAUAACGCAGAUAUUUUUUUACACUAUGAAGGAGAGUCGUCCACUUUUUUUGUAGCAGCUUGCAACAUAGGAGGACGUCUAUGAAUCAGACUGCUUUUGAAGGUCAUUGAUUUCCCGUUGUAGGAAGCUUCUUUUUAUUAUGAAGUCUGUUAUUUUAUUCAUCACUCUUUAUUGUGAACCAGUAUAGUAUUAUUCAAAAGCAUUUCUUUAAUACGCACCAGCGGUAGGUCACAAACCUUUUUUUUUUCUUUCCAAAAUGAAGGAUCGCUAAAUGAAGUAUUAGAUUUGUUUUUUGUAUCUAAUGUAAAAAAAAAAACAGGUUUUAAAAAAAACAACAUUGUACAGUUAUUUUGUUGCUGCUUUUUUCUGUCAUUUUUGGAAGCGUAUUUUUUCCAGAAGAGAGGGGGAAAAAAGCCAUUUUUUGACAUUUAUGGAUUGGUGCCUGUCGAUCUUAAGGACUUUUAGAAAUAUAUAUAUAAGUGCAUAUGAAGAAUUACAAGAAGUCUGGAGCUCCUGGCUGGAAUAAAAUCAUGUAGAUUAUGGCAUUCUUUAUAUCUCUGAUAAGAUUUAGUUUUUCCUGCCUUAACUGAUGAAUAGCCACGCUCGUUUGAUUCUGCUGCAGGAGCGUAUAGCCUUUCUGAACGUGUGCCACACACUUCAACACUAAUGAAGCGCAGCAGAAUCGCUCUUUCUGUGCCUUUUUAGUCCAUCACUUCUUGUCAGUAUUGUCUCCUGAUGUUUCUCCAUAUGAAGGUGGUUUCAGAGCCAGAAAUGAAGAUUAUUAUUUUUUGUUUAUUUGGUUUUGUUUUGUUUUCUCAGAUGCCAGCAGUGCAUUGCAUGGCCUGCUGUUUUAAGAUUGUAAAAAUGCCAUUUACCUGACAAAUAAAUAAAUAAAAUCAUUUUUAUUUAAAAUCACAA
Messenger RNA from Onychostoma macrolepis, 3847 nucleotides. RefSeq names its product FERM domain containing kindlin 2 (gene fermt2). The record is from RefSeq and is a predicted model, not a curated record. Gene Ontology annotation, biological process: integrin-mediated signaling pathway; cell-matrix adhesion. Lineage: Eukaryota; Metazoa; Chordata; Actinopteri; Cypriniformes; Cyprinidae. The coding region runs from base 230 to 2317 and encodes 695 amino acids. Gene Ontology annotation, molecular function: integrin binding. The transcript is spliced from 17 exons. Gene Ontology annotation, cellular component: focal adhesion; extrinsic component of cytoplasmic side of plasma membrane.